CCGCCUGCUCUCGCCAUGCCAUCCGGAGGAGGCUCAGAGUCCGGCCAGGCGAGCCCCAGCAUGGCACGGCGUCCCGGGCUCGCUCUGCUGGCCCUGCUGGGGCUGGGGCUGGGGGCGAGGGGCUCACCCGCCUGCCAGGACCCCCAUGGCCAGCCCCGCCGCUGCAUGCCCGUCUUUGAGAACGCUGCCUUUGGCCGGGCCGCCCAGGCCACCAACACAUGCGGUUCCCCCCCUGAGGACUACUGCCUGCAGAUGGGCGCCCGCCACGCCAACGCCCUGUGCCACCGCUGUGACGCCACCGACCCCCGGCACCACCACAACGCCUCCUUCCUCACCGACUUCCACAGCCAGGAGGAGAGCACUUGGUGGCAGAGCCAGUCCAUGGCCUUCGGCAUCCAGCACCCCAAUUCCGUCAAUAUCACCCUCCACCUGGGCAAAGCCUACGAGAUCACUUACGUGCGGCUGAAGUUUCACACCAGUCGCCCCGAGAGCUUCGCAAUCUACAAGCGCAGCCACGCCGAGGGGCCCUGGGUGCCCUUCCAGUACUACAGCGCGUCCUGCGAGAAGACCUACGGGAAGCGGCAGCGGCACUACCUGCGGCCGGGGGAGGACGAGCAGGUGGCUUUCUGCACCGACGAAUUCAGCGACAUCUCCCCACUGAGCGGGGGCAACGUGGCUUUCUCCACCCUCGAGGGACGGCCCAGCGCCUACAACUUCGAUGGAAGCCCCGCGCUGCAGGAGUGGGUGACUGUCACCGACCUGCUCAUCUCCUUGAACCGGCUCAACACGUUCGGGGAUGACAUCUUCAAGGACCCCAAGGUGCUGCAGUCGUACUACUACGCCAUCUCCGACUUCUCUGUCGGCGGCAGGUGCAAAUGCAACGGCCACGCCAGCGAGUGUGCACCGGACGAGGCUGGGCAGCUGGUCUGCGUGUGCCAGCACAACACCGCCGGCACCGACUGCGAGCGCUGCCAGCCCUUCUACCAGGACCGGCCCUGGGCUCGCGGCACCGCCGAGGCUGCCAACGAGUGUCUCCCUUGCAACUGCAGUGGCCGCUCAGAUGAGUGCUUCUACGACUGGGAGCUGUACCGCCGCAGCGGGCACGGGGGCCGCUGCCGCAACUGCCGCGACAACACGGCCGGGCCCCACUGCGAGCGCUGCCGGCAGAACCACUACCGCUGGGAGCAGCGAGCAGCCUGCCAGCCUUGCCACUGCCACCCCGCAGGCUCCCUGCAGCUCCAGUGUGACAGCUCGGGUACCUGCCUCUGCAAAGCCAACGUGACGGGCUGGAAGUGCGAGCGCUGCAAGGACGGCUACCACAGCCUCAGCGAAGGCGGCUGCAGACCCUGCGCCUGCAACCCAGUGGGCAGCGUGGGCACCUGCGACCCCAACACGGGGCAUUGCACCUGCAAGGAGAGGGUGGAGGGGCACUUGUGCGACAGGUGCCAGCUGGGCUGGUUUAACCUGCAUCCCCACAACCCUGCCGGCUGCACCAGCUGCUUCUGCUACGGCCACUCCACCGCCUGCAUGGCAGCAGAUGGCUACGAGGUCACCCACAUCCGCUCUGACUUCAGCCAAGGGCUGGAGGGCUGGGCUGCCGCAGCUCCGGGCACUGCCGACCUGCCUCUGCGUUGGGCUGAUGGGGACAUUGUCACCGAGUGGGAUGGAGAGGAGCCGGUGGAUUUUCUUGCACCAGAGAAGUUUCUGCAGAACCAGCGUCUCAGUUAUGGGCAGCUCCUGUCCCUGCUGCUGGGAGUGGAAGGGAAUGGGAUGGGGAUGGAGACCGGGGUGCUCCUGCUCCAGGUCCAGCUGGUGCUGGAGGGCGAGGGGAUGGAGAUCACCAUGUCCAGCAGUGAGAGCCAGCCCCAGCACGGAAAGCAGGCUGUCACCUUCAGGCUGCAUGAGGCAGAGGAGGGUGCGGAGCCUUCGCUGUCGUCCUUCAGCUUCCAGCGCCUGCUCUCCAACCUGACCGCCCUCCGUCUCCGCGUGAGCCGAGGCCCCGUGCAAGGCCGGCUGUCCCUGAGUGAGGUCCAGCUCACGUCCGCCCGCCCGGGGCCGGGGGCACGGGCGGGCUGGGUGGAGGAGUGCACGUGUCCCUCGGGCUACACCGGGCAGUUCUGCCAGUCCUGCGCGCCCGGCUUCAAGCGGGAGAUGCCCUUCGGCAGCCCCUUCGGCAGCUGCGUGCCCUGCGCCUGCAACCGGCACGGGGACUGCCACCCCAUCACAGGGCACUGCCAGUGCUUGCACAAUACAGAAGGUCCCUCCUGUGAGCGCUGCAGCCCCGGGUUUUAUGGCAACCCCUUCACAGGGCGCUUCGAUGACUGCAAGCCGUGCCCGUGCCCUGGCCGCUCGCCCUGCACCGAGGUGCCCGGCAGCAGGGAGGUGGUCUGCACCCACUGCCCCCCGGGACAGAGAGGAAAACGCUGCGAGCUCUGUGAUGAUGGGUUUUUCGGGGACCCCCUGGGGCAGAGGGGCCCCGUGCACCCCUGUGUCCCCUGCCAGUGUCACGGGAACGUGGAUCUCAACGCCGUGGGAAACUGCGACCCCGUGUCAGGCCGGUGCCUGCGCUGCCUGUACAACACGACGGGCGAGCACUGUGAGAUGUGUCGGCCGGGCUUCUACGGCGACGCGCUGGCUGCCGACCCUGCCGGGAAGUGUGCACCUUGUGAUUGCAACCCCGACGGCUCAGUCCCGGGGCUGGAGGGCUGCGAUCCCGGCAUGGGCCAGUGCCACUGCCUCCCGCACGUGACGGGCAGAACCUGUGGGCUCUGCCAGCCCGGCUACUACGGCCUGCAGCCUGCCGUGGGGUGCAAGAGCUGCGAGUGCCACGCGACGGGGUCGCGGGACAGCGAGUGCCACGCGCUGACGGGGCAGUGCUCCUGCCAGGAGGGCGUCACGGGGAAGCAAUGUGACCGAUGCCACCACGGCUUCUUCAGCUUCUCUGCCAGGGGCUGCCGAGCCUGCAACUGCUCCCCGCUGGGCUCCGUCACCCCGCAGUGCCACGAGAACAGCACUUGCCUCUGCCGCUCUGGCUUCGUGGGCUACAAGUGUGACCGGUGCCAGGCCAACUUCUUCCCCGACCCGCCGAGCUCCGGCUGCCAGCGGUGUCCUGCCUGCUAUGGGCUGGUGAUGGAUAAGGCCGACCAGCUGAAGGCCAGGCUGCAGGAGAUGGAGGAAUGGCUGCAAAAACCAGGCUGCGACGCCCGCCCAGGCCAGUCCCCCAUGCUGGGAGACGUGCCCCGGGGAGACGGGCUGCCCGGCCCUCACCUCCCGCAAGGUGCCCAGGCCGCCCUCUCAACGCGGGUGGGGUGGCUGGCAGAGGCGCUGGGCACCGCACGGGGCCAUCUCAGCAACGCCAGCCAGGCCACCGGCUGCGCCAACCAUGGACCCCCCAAGACCUGCGUCCUGCUGUCAGAGAUCGGGGCCGUGCUGCAGUCGGUGCAGCGGGAGAUCCUGCAUGCUGCGGACACCCUGGCUACCACGGAGAUUCCCCAGAAAAUCCCUCAGCAGCCCACGAACUGGAGCCGCCGGGCGCUGGAGGCACGGGCGCUGGCUGAGAGACAUGAGGAUGCCGCGGCGCAGGUGGAGGCGGUGGUCGGGAGAGCGCUGCGUGCCUCCAACGCCAGCUCCGAGCUCCUGCGGAGCCUGCUGGAGGGGAAUGCGACGCGGGAUGUGCAGCGUGAGCUGGAGGCUGGGUAUGAGGAGGUCCAGCGGGUGCGGGAGGAGCUGGGUGCUGGCAUGGCAGAGGUGGCAGUGGAGACCAGGAGAGCUUUCGCUGCCGUGCAGCAAGCAAACGCAGACAUGGCCAAGAAACUUCUGCAGGUGGCUGCACUGGGGCAGCAGGCGCUGCCGGCGCAGGCUGGAGCCCUGGCACAGGACCUGGCAGCGCUGGAGCAGGCAGCAGGGGCGCAGGAGCCAUCGGCUCAGCAGGCCAUCGAGGCGUCCCGUGCUCUGGCAGCUGAAUUGAGCCAGGAGCUGCAGAGGACUCGCGGCUUCGAGCAGCUGCGGGACCGCGCUGGCUCUGCCCACAGCACGGCCACCUCGGCCAUCUCACAUGGAAAAGCCGUGCUCUCCGACACAGAGUCCCUCCUGGCCAGCUUGGAAGGCAUGAGGAAGGUGCUGGGGCAUCGGAAGGGCCAGGCUGCCCUGAGCAGGAGGAUGGCACUUGUGCAGGACAGGGUGAUGGUGGAUGCCAAGAGGAAGAUUAAACAGGCAGAGAAGAUGCUGGGAAACUCCUUGUCCAUCUCUACCGCAGCCCAGAGGACGGCCAGGGAGGCUGAGCAAAUCUCUGGGGACAGCGCCAAGAGGGCACAGGCUGUGCUGCAGGAGAGCAAGCAGGCCCGCAAGCACGCCAGCCAGCUCGCCAUGCGUGCCAAUGAGAGCCAGCGAGAGCUCUCCCGGCAAGAGCGUGUGGCUGAGAAGCUCAGGGAGGACCUGGAGGAAGCACACCAGGUGGGGACAGAGGUGAGUGAGAUGGCAAAAAGUCUCCAGGAAGCCCGGGGCUCGCUUAUCUCGGACAUCGAGACCCUGAACGACCUGCUGAGCAGCCUAGGCAACCUGGAGCAAGCCACGCAGGUGGAGGCGGUGCUGAGCGCCGGGCGGCUGCAGCUGGAGCGGCUGUGGCUGCGCCUGGCUGCGCCGGACGCCCUGGCCAGCCAGCUCAGCCUGCUGCGACAGGAGGCGGCACGGCAGCGGGAGAAGAUCCAGGCGUUCGAGAGCGACUUGGCCGAGAUCCGAGCCGACAAGCAAAACCUGGAGGACAUUUUGCGGAGCCUCCCCGAGGGCUGCUCGAAGUGGUAGUGACGGGUCCCUGGCCGCUGCCCCAUCACCUCCGUGUCCCACCCGCACAGGGAAUGGCAGAGCGAAGGACACCCUGCGUUCACCAGCAUCGAUCCCUCCUGCUGCUCUUCACGCUGCCCUCCAUACAAUAUUGCACCCCAGGUCCUUAUCUGCACCAGUUCAGGGUCAGCGUCCCGAGUGCUCUGCGGCAUGACUUCAGCCACCAGCUCUGUCCUCGAGGCAGGGGGACAACCAGCUACCAGGGACCAUGGACGUUUCUGUGCAGGAGAUGGAGCCAUCGCAGGGUUUGUCUCUCACCAUGGAGUGAACAAAGAACCGUCACCACCAGGGAGGGACAGCUUAUCAAAUAUGUAAAGUACCAAAGCUGUAACACACGGCAAUCGCUCCUGCCCCAGGAGAUGAGAGAGGCUGUUCCGUGCAUGCUGGAUGCUGGUCCUGCUGCACAGCACCCCAUGGUGUGAUGCUCACAUGCUGUGGUCGCAGAGGUGCAGGGAUGAAUUUUGGGGAAGCCAUGCAGAGAGCUGCUCACCCGAGGGCAUGCGGCUUGCCUGCUUCCCGGGGGAAGGGAGCUUGUGGCAGGGAGGGCAAAUCCGGGGCCAAGCAGGAGCAAAGCUGGACCCUUAACCAGCUCCUGGCAGGCAGGUGGGGCAUCCUCUGCCUGCUGCAGGGAAAGAGCAGCUCUGCUCUUGCUGUUCCCCUGCUCCAGGGUAGCACAAGGUUGCCACUGCUCACAUCUCUGGCCUUCGUGUCCUGUCCCAGCUCCGCUUGGCUGACUGGAUGUCACCAGGUCUGGAUAUAAACCAGCUCAAUUGCCGGCGUUCCCAGCGGCUGAGUGGUGCAGCAAUGCACCGGGCAGGGAGGUGGGAGAGCUGACAGUUGCAGCUGCAUCACCCCACAGCCCCGCAUCAGCACCCACACACCCUCCCCACUGAAGAGGCCUCGAGCUGGCUGGUGGCACCGGGCUGUGCAGCCAGCGCGGGCUGGCCGGGGAGCAGCUGGACAGGGCCAGCUCCUGCCAGUGUCGCUCCCGCUGGGUGGCAGAGGUCGGUGGCUGCAUCGCCUUUAAAGGAAAGGCAUGUGUGUUCACGCCGUGCUCCCAUGCGGGCCAGUCUGUGGGGCCACGCGGGCAGCAGAGCCAGGUCCUUGUUCAGCUCACCCUGCGCCGGCUGUGCCGUGACUCCAGGUAGCAGCUGAAGUCACUCCCACAAGACCAGAAAUGAGUCCCCAGGCUGGAGCUCAGUGCACUUGGUAACCUGUUUUACCUGUGCUCUUCUGCUCACACUCCUGGAAAUCAGGUUUGCUGAAGUCUUUUGUAACGCUGUUAUGUAAAACUGCUGCCAUAGACGUGGGAUCCCCCCAGCGUUGUCUGCGGUGGGUCCAGUGGUCUGGAAGGGACCCGGGAUUUUCCUACCAUCUCCCUCCUAAUUCUGCACAAAAGGUGCCCAAGGAGUGGUGUGCCAGAGCUGCAGCACAGCAGGAGUGUAAUGGCAGGGGCUCCCCUCUCGCUGCCCAAGGACAGCUCUGCAAAAGCAAAACCACGUAGCAGUGAGCACAGCGUGAUUCCGUUUGGCCAAGAGGCAGGGAGCCACAGCCACUUACCAUCUCCCUGGGAAGACAAUUACACAUCUCCAAUCAACACACAAAUUUGCUGCUGUUACAGAAAUGUCAAGCCUUUGCCUUGUGCCUGCUGCUGAAGAUGUGGUUCAUCCUCCCUCCUGCUCUCCCUGGAACUCUUUUUUUUAGCUGGUGACACCUGCCUAGAGCUGUAUCCAUUAAAAAUCCCUAAUAUAA
Molecule: messenger RNA, 6591 nt
Organism: Grus americana (Whooping crane)
Lineage: Eukaryota; Metazoa; Chordata; Aves; Gruiformes; Gruidae
Gene: LAMC3
Product: laminin subunit gamma 3
Exons: 28
Coding region: 16-4800 (1594 amino acids)
Source: RefSeq, a predicted model, not a curated record